Messenger RNA from Gambusia affinis (western mosquitofish), 1802 nucleotides. RefSeq names its product doublesex and mab-3 related transcription factor 3a (gene dmrt3a). Gene Ontology annotation, cellular component: nucleus. The transcript is spliced from 2 exons. Gene Ontology annotation, molecular function: protein binding; DNA-binding transcription factor activity, RNA polymerase II-specific; RNA polymerase II cis-regulatory region sequence-specific DNA binding. Gene Ontology annotation, biological process: male sex differentiation; regulation of transcription by RNA polymerase II. NCBI's taxonomy places the organism in Eukaryota, Metazoa, Chordata, Actinopteri, Cyprinodontiformes, Poeciliidae. Bases 4 to 1560 code for a protein of 518 amino acids. The record is from RefSeq and is a predicted model, not a curated record.
GUGAUGCGACUCUGCGCUGUCAGUGGAUCCUCCGCUCCCAGCCAACUCCUCUUGUCCUCAUCCUGUCAUGCGUGCACUUCCGGCUCCAUCUCCCUGACCGAUCACCGCAAACCUCCCGCAGAUGUUCUUGCGCGCACAGGAAAACCCGCCGGCAGAAUGAACGGUUACGGAUCCCCGUACCUGUACAUGGGGGCCCCGGUGUCGCAGCCCCGCGCCCCGCUCCAGAGGACGCCCAAGUGCGCCCGGUGCCGGAACCACGGCGUCCUGUCGUGGCUGAAGGGACACAAGCGCUACUGCCGCUUCAAGGAUUGCACCUGCGAGAAGUGCAUCCUCAUCAUCGAGCGGCAGCGCGUCAUGGCGGCGCAGGUGGCGCUGCGCCGCCAGCAGGCCAACGAGAGCCUGGAGAGCCUCAUCCCGGAGUCCCUCAGGGUGCUGCCGGGCAUCGGCAUGAGCGGGGCCGGCGACGGGUGCCAGGGAGCCCCGCCGGCGAGGAGCGAGGAGCUGGAGCUGAGGUGGAGCGGCGCGGAGCCUCCGCAAACACGCACAGACGCUGCGGAUGAUGGACAAGACGAGGCGUCGGGAGGUGAGAACACCGGCAGCUCCAGUGACAAGGAGCCGGACCCGGCCAGCUCCCCGGAAGGAUCCAAGCCCAGUUCCUGCUACACCCCGGAGCCUCCGGAGGCCGCCCCGCAGCCCGACAACAGCCGCUACAGCCUCCCCAAAGCCGGCGGCGCCGACAAGGAGGACAAGGCCGAGAGUCCGCAGCGACACCCGUCCGCUUCCGGGGAGCCGAACCUGCUGAUCGAGGGCCUGUCCGGGUCCAUCAGCCUGCCGCUCAGCCUGCGGGCCAACCGGCCCCCGCUGGAGGUCCUCAAGAAGAUCUUCCCCACGCACAAGCCGCCGGUGCUGGAGCUCAUCCUGCGGGGCUGCGGCGGGGAUCUGGUCGGAGCCAUCGAGGUGCUGCUGUCCAGCCGGAACCCGGACGGGAGCGCUCACCCUCACACGGAGCCCCACCCGGUAUCGGACGGCCUGGUUCUGCCGCAGAACGGACACCUGUUCGAGCACGCGUUGGGCUCCUACCACCCGGUGUCCUCCUCCGCCAAGUGGUCCGUGGGCUCCGCCUUCCGGGUCCCGGACUCCCUGCGGUUCGGCUCGGACUCUGCGUCGGGCGCGCUGGGUGUCCCGCUGCAGCACCCGUCCUUCCCGCAGCCCGCGCGCUACCCGCUCAUGCUGCGCAGUUCGCUCACGCGCAGCCAGAGCGGCCCGUUCGUGCACAACGACGUGACCCUGUGGAACACCGUGGCGCUGCAGCAGCAGUACCAGCUGCGCUCCGCCGCGCAGUACGUCUCCCCCUUCGGCCCGGCGGCGCCCGCGGGCGCCAGCGCCUCGGUGUUCCGCGGCUCCCCGAUCAUCCCGUCCAGAGCCGCCGAGGAGCCGCGCAUCAGCAUCCAGGAGGAGAGCUGCACGCUGGGCCCCAAGGCGGGCCUCUACUCCCCGGAGGAGGACUAUGAAGAGCGCUCCGACUCCGCAGACUCCCGCAUCCUGAACGCAUCCACCUGAGGCGUUGACCCGUUAAGGAACAAAAAACCCCAAAAAACAAACAAAACAAAACAAAAAAACGCGCCGAUGUGAACGGACGCAGAAAUGUUUCUGUUGUUUAAACUGUUUGAACAACACAGAAGAAAUGACUUGACCAAAACUGGAUGAAUGUAAGAGACUGAGCUUUUUCCUGUCAGCAUGUUUCUCUGAUCAACACUGCAUGUCCAAAACGCCAAAUAAACCUGAUCAGCUUCAUUUCUGUA